This is a messenger RNA of Botrytis byssoidea, 2564 nucleotides long. RefSeq lists its product as uncharacterized. The record is from RefSeq and is a predicted model, not a curated record. Gene Ontology annotation, molecular function: protein binding. Bases 1 to 2208 code for a protein of 735 amino acids. The transcript has 2 exons. NCBI's taxonomy places the organism in Eukaryota, Fungi, Ascomycota, Leotiomycetes, Helotiales, Sclerotiniaceae.
AUGGGGGUAGACGACUUCGAAGAAGUGAAUAAUAUUUCAGCGCUUAUGAUCGCAUUAUGUCUUGGUCUUCGCGAAGUUGUUGAAGCUGUUUUGGCCACUCCACUAUCAUAUUCUGAACUGAAUCAAUUCUGGAGAAAAGAAACCGCGUUGUUUUUGGCAAUCAGCAUGAAAGAUUAUGAAAUGACAAAGUCACUUAUAUCCGCUGGUGCCAACAUAGGUGACAAUAGCUUCGAUGAGAAUUCACGGACAGCCUUGGAAGUCGCGCUCGAGCAAAUGGACAACGACAUCCUGAAUCUCCUCUUUGAAAACAAAGCUGGAACACAUGCCGCCUUAUGCACGUCCUUGAAAUACUGUGUUAGCGACUGGCAGCCUGGAUUUUUCGACUUGAUCUUGAUGAAAAAUGGACCCCUUAUACCCAGCUUGAGGAUUAGACUUUUGGUAAUCGCAAUGUCAAGAAGUAUUGGUCAGAAUAGAAUACGAGCUGUCAAAUUGGUGCUAGCAUGUCCUCACGAGCAGAGUAUGGACGAAACGUUGCAGGCAGCCUUACAUUUGGCACUGACAGAUUAUGAUCUCGACUUCGAUAUGUGCUCACUAAUCAUAAAUGAUCCGGCAAUACAUGAUCUCGACAAGUGCUGGGAACUCAAUAACUGUACUGGUAGCAGUCAGUCAAUAGUGCGUCAUCUCACUGAACGUUUGAAACCCAACAAGAUUGGGUUUCGCCGGUACCCAGAUGAAGUAAGGCUCCUGAAACUUCUAGGGGCUCGUGGUGCGUCCUUUGAUAGAAAUUCUGAUGGUUCUGAAUUCUUGUACGCAGCUUACUGUGGCCAUGUUGAUUAUUUUGAGAUUUUCAUCCAAAAUCACCCUCAAUUGGCAACGCUCUAUAUCAACAGAUGUAGAGUUCAUUCGACUCCUCUGGAAAAUGCAAUCAAUAAUCGCAAUCAUGAUAUGAUCAGAUGUCUUUUGGAACACGGUGCACGUAUCAAUCAAAGUAUCAGCUUCAAGUUCUCUUACCUUAAAGAAAAUUACUUUUCCACUAUAUUUACCGCAGUUGGACGCGGAGAUACCGACAAACCUUUCAAUAUCAACAAAAAUGAUCCAUUGCUUAGUACUAUAUCAAUUCAGCAGCUUCAAAAGCUCAUUGGGUAUGGCUUUAACAUCAAUUUGGAAAUCAGAGGCCAGACCCUACUCUCGCAUGCGGCAUCUUCCGGGGAUGCAGGUCGGGUUCAGUGGCUUGUUGACCAUGGAGCCAACGUUGAUAACCGAUUCUCGAAUGGACAGUCCAUUCAAUCUUACCCUUUAAUGGAAGCAAUCUGUAAUUGCGAUGACUUAGCAGCUGCAUCAGGCAUUGUAAAGAUUCUUCACGACCACGGUGCAAAUAUUGAUGGUCCUAGAGAUUACAGGGUGCACGCAGGGUUUGUUGUAGCAUCUUCAGUACACCUUGCCAUCAUCAAAGAUAGCGUGAAAGUCUUGCAGACUUUACUUGAGUGCAAUACCGACGUGAAUCUUUAUGGGAAGAAUUAUGGAAUCCUGCUCAAAGAAGCGACUACGAAUGGGCAAGUUCACAUUGUGAAACUUCUCGUGUUAUACGGAGCAGAUGUCAACGCCGUAGUUAAAGGUGUUCCAAUAUUGCACAAAGCAAUAUUCAAUCGACAAAUUGAGGCAGUGGCUGUCUUACUCGAUCUCGGUGCCAACAUAAACAUUUUUGAAUAUAUUCGAGGCACGCCAUUACAGCUUGCGAUGAGUAUGCAGUAUGGAGACAUGGUAUACCUUUUACAAAGUCGAGGAGCAUUACAAGUCUGUAACCUGAAACCACUGGGAACUUCUUAUUUUUACCAUCAAUCCCGUCGUCAUACGUCAACAAAUUCCUUAGCCUUCUCCAGAAAAGAUGUUGAAUUGCCUGCCCCAGAGGUAUUAUCGCGGCGUCAAAGUUUGCAUUCCCAAACUUGGGUUACAUAUAAUUUCGAUCAGCAUGGUACGGUGUCUUCUAGCCCUUUCCGUGAAGAACUGGGCAAUGAUGUGCCAUUUGACUUAAGCUCAAGAUCCGAAAGGAGGAAAGAAGUGGAUAGCGGCAGUGAUGAUGAAAAUGAUGAUACCUCGAAUGACCAUAAUUACAAUAACUACUCGAGCAUUCAGAUAAAUCCUGAUUAUAGCUCUUCUGACUUGGUCAUGGGCCGAAGAAUUUACGAAACUGAACAACAUUACUACUAGUCAGGGACCCAAUUCUUUUCGGGGAGCAGAAAAGUAGUGUAGCCCUCGAACAAGCUGGAAUUAGUGCCAAAGGUCUGAAUGUUACUCCCCAUCGUCGAGCGGCCGUUUCCCUUGCGUUUGAUCAGAGCGCGAUCGGCGUUUACCUCCAAAUUCCUUUAAAUUCAGGACAAAUGUCCAAGUCACCACAAACACUUGGGUUUCAUUAUUCAUCUCAUCAACCAGAUUGUUUUAUUUUUUGUCAAAUAUGCCGUCUCAAAUCUCAUUUCACGAAUUGAGCUUUUUUUUGAUAUACCUUUCACGAUUUCUUAAGGGACUCUGUUGAUAUCCCGCAACUUCCACUCAUGCAAAUUUCUUAA